Molecule: messenger RNA, 1237 nt
Organism: Meloidogyne enterolobii
Lineage: Eukaryota; Metazoa; Nematoda; Chromadorea; Rhabditida; Meloidogynidae
Source: the annotation of a GenBank genome assembly
AUUGCAGAAGUUGACGCGGGUUUUCAAACAUAAAAGUCCAUCGCUGUUAAUUGCCGUGGGGUGUGUUGUAUAGCUUUCCAAUAGACGUUUCUGUUCUUGCCGUAUGAUGAAGAUUCGUGCUGCUCGGUAAUCGUCGACAGUCAUAGGUCCCUGGCGUGAGACUUUAGAAGUUCCAAUGUUGAGAACAUUCGGUCGAUGUCGUCCCAUGAAGCGGAUAAUCCAGAUCACCACUCGAAGAAGAGUGAAGAUGGAGCUAAACCUUCCAGGGUCUAUUGUCGGCGGCUCUGGUUCUUUAGUCGAGAAUGUUAUUGUGUCGGAUUUGUCGGUGGUGACAUUGUCGUCUGUUUGCUUGUCGAUGUUGAAAGAUAACUCGUCAGGCCAAUCGUCGGAUGGUUGAACAAUCCAUUCGGGGCCAUUCCACCAAAGAGUCGACUGUUGUAGUUCCAUAGGUGUUGAACCACGUGUCGCGAUGUCGGCGGAAUUUUGGUCGGUUCUGACGAAAUGAAAGGUUCCUCUGGCGCAAUCACGAAUUUCUGUUAGUCGUCGUUGCUCAAAUUGAGGUUUUGGUUCGACGGAUUGAAUCCAAGCCAGAACAAUGCGUGAGUCCAACCAGAAAUGGACGCCACUUAUUGGUCGAUGUAGUUCCUUUUCGACGUGUAUUUUCGCUCGGACGGCUAUGAGCGCACCAAGUAGUUCCAUUCUUGGGAUGGUGAGGCUUGACUUUGCCUUCUUUGGGCGCAGACGAUUUCUUGCAAAAAUGAGUGUUGAUUUGACAUUUGGACCAUUUGACGUUCUCAGAUAGACGCAGGCGGCAUAGGCAUUUUCAGAUGCAUCACUGAACACAUGUAGUUGCCACUCAGUUGGGUUAUCUAAAAUUGCUUGUCGAGGAAGCGUGAUGGUUUGGUCGUUCCAGCAUUGCUUGAUGCUUUGCCAUUCUGUCGCCUCUUCUGCAUUUAUUGGUGUAUCCCAUGUUCUUUCGUUGUCCCAUAGUCGUUGGAAGAAAAGUUUGACGUGAAGCAGACAUGGGUUGAUAAGUCCCAACGGGUCGUAUAUGCUGGCCAAUGCGCUGAGUACUGUUCGCCGAGUGACGAUGUUGACGUCUUCUUUAGGAAAUUUGUGUGUGAUUGAAUCAUUGUCGGUGUCCCAUUUGAUGCCCAAGACUUGCGCUUUGGCUUUAUCGAGUCGGUCUUCUUCUGGUAUUUGUUCCAUAAUUGUUUGUCGAUGGCUGAGGAAUUCU